Messenger RNA from Wickerhamiella sorbophila, 360 nucleotides. Its product is annotated as putative steroid-binding protein 3. Gene Ontology annotation, cellular component: endomembrane system; membrane. The record is from RefSeq and is a predicted model, not a curated record. Lineage: Eukaryota; Fungi; Ascomycota; Dipodascomycetes; Dipodascales; Trichomonascaceae. The coding region runs from base 1 to 360 and encodes 119 amino acids. The transcript is spliced from 2 exons.
AUGUCUGACGCUGAUAGAUUUGUUCCGAAGGUGGCAGUCAAACUCGAGCCCCCGAAAGACGACCCAUACACAGCACAAGAGCUCGCAAAAUAUGACGGUAUCAAGUCCCCGCACAUUUACGUGGCAAUCAAAGGCACGAUCUUCGACGUUACUCGCAACAAGGCUGCGUACGGUCCAGGUGAGACGUAUCACAUUUUCGUAGGCCGCGACGCCUCUCGGGCGCUGGCCAAGUCGUCGCUAGAAGAAAAAGACGCAAAGCCCGAAUACGAGGACCUUCCAGAGUCCGAAUUAAACACGCUCAACGACUGGUAUAAGUUCUUCAGCCUGCGUUACAACAUCGUCGGCAAACUCGUUAAUUAA